UCCCUCCCUCCCUCCCUCUCUCUCCCCCCUACUUCGGACUUUCUUUCCUCAGCAUCUCCUAGCGCAUCUGCCCAGCCCCCCGCGUCAUGACCUCUCGUGCUGAACUGGACGCCUUUAUCGAGCUUUCGCGGCAUAUUGUCCGUGCGUCGCUCCGGUCGCAGUCGAUCGUGUCGUCUGGCGACGAGCAGCCCGCCGUUUCGGAGGAGGGCCUGUCGAGGCGCAUUUCCAGUGAGGUCCUCGAGCAGCUCAAGGAGCACUCCUCGACCAAGUACAAGUUCAUUGUCAACACCUUCAGUGUGAAGCGGUCGAAAAACAGCACCAACGGCAUCAACGCACAGGCGCUCUGCUACUGGGAUGCCAGCCAGGAUGCCCAUGUUGAGGAGCUGUUUGAAAAUGAGAACUUCAUCAUUCAUUGCUCGGUGUUCAUUCUGACCCAUUAGGCGCCCGGGGCCCGCUUGCCAGGGUCUUCCUUUUCUCGCCCAGGGGACCCUGCCAUUUGGCCCCUUUGCACUUGCAUAUCCAUUUGCAUUUCCCACCUCCUCACAAGCAUUGAUACACGCAAAAUACACGGCAAACAAGCACACACA
Fonticula alba is the source of this 587-nucleotide messenger RNA. RefSeq lists its product as hypothetical. NCBI's taxonomy places the organism in Eukaryota, Rotosphaerida, Fonticulaceae. The coding region runs from base 87 to 440 and encodes 117 amino acids. The transcript is spliced from 4 exons. The record is from RefSeq and is a predicted model, not a curated record.